Penaeus monodon (black tiger shrimp) is the source of this 1585-nucleotide messenger RNA. RefSeq lists its product as uncharacterized. The transcript has 3 exons. The record is from RefSeq and is a predicted model, not a curated record. Bases 107 to 994 code for a protein of 295 amino acids. Lineage: Eukaryota; Metazoa; Arthropoda; Malacostraca; Decapoda; Penaeidae.
CAGGAAGCUUUUACCGGGCAUCUGCUGACCGUGGGAGGCGCUUGGCGAAGAACUCCGCCCAGAGAGGCUGCUGACCUGCUGACGCCCACGACGCGACCCCGACGCCAUGGCGCGCGGCACAGCCCGGCUGGUUUCCGCAUGUAUAGCGUUGAUGGUGACCUGUGUGUGGCAGCCUAUGACCGCCACUGAGCUGCCCGCUGGAGACGCUACCUCUCUGCUGACCUUCCUGGCCAUUCCGCGUUCUGACACAGCCCUCCUACCACACUCCCAGGACGAUGCUGACUUCGCCUACACCUAUAGCCUUCCCCCCUCUGAUCUCAGUGACAGCGGAGGAUAUGAUUACGACAGGUACAGCAUGGGAGCGGAGCGGCGCAAGCGGGUGUUCCUCAGCCGCGGGUGGGGUCCCGGGGGUUACGAGGCCCCUCAGCCCCCGCAGCGGUUCGUGCGUCGCCCCCCCCUGCCCCCAACAAAGCUCCCACAAAAACAACCUCUGGUGCAGGCGCAGAAGAGCAAAGGUCUUGGAGGCAGCAGAUUCGCAGCCCUGGUAUCAAAUCAGCAGCCUCCUCCAAACCAGCCCAACACACAGUACCGGAGGUUCCACUCCAUCUUCACCUCAGGAACAUGGAGUCCCCUUGGCAAGCGGAGUGGCAUACACACUGCCCAUGAGGAAUCGCAAGCAUCCUCCGACAGAGCCAACGAGGAAGAACCAGAAAUACACGCAGAAAAGAAAAGUGCUGUGUUUGCUUCCCAUGGAUGGGGUGCUGGAGGCUCCUCUACACCCAGGAAGCAACUAUGGACCCCAGCAACCAACAGCCUGAGGUCCUUGAUGUACCCACAAGUCAUGAGCUUGAGCGAAGGCAGCUGGGAGAGUGGACGUGCAACAGCUGGCCCUCAGAGACACAUGUCCAAUUUUCAGGCCGCUGGUGCAUCUCAACAACGAAAGCCUCUCCUGCACCUCUUUGUCUCUAAUGGCUGGGGACCCAUGGGGAGAUGAGGUGCCUGUGCAAGAAUCCCUUGCACCAUACGGAUAACCAAGCCUAUCCUCGACAUUAACUAACCCUAUCAACAAGCUCUCUAGCAUCAUCCAGAGGUCUCUAGCCUGGCCACACCACAAGUGAUUUACAGAAUAAGUUUACUUCAUUCUUAAUGGUUUAUAUUGUGUCUAUUUGCAAAAUAUAAUUACCUGUCACAUCAUACCUAAUAUCAUCAGAAAUGUUAUACACCUGUAAACAACUGUAUAUUGUUUUCCUAGAAAUCAAAUGGCCGCUACCCAGGCAUAUCCUUCCCACAAUUGAAAACAAAGCAUUAUCUUUACAAGUCUUCAGUCUCAAAACUCCAUUAGAUUAUCACUGCUGAGCACUUGGGAAAAUGAUGCCGAAUUAUAAUCUAAUGAACUGACAAAGGCACAUGUUGAAAUACCACUGACAUAAAAAUGCUAUCCAUUACUAGACAACACUGCAGUGCAAAUCCUGAAGCUACCUCCAAGCCUGUGGUUUACCUGCUGCAUUGCAUUCUACAGCAAUGAAGUGACAAUACUUCAUUACUCAGAGCUGAACAUUACUGAAACUUAACUUUUCAAUGCAUA